CAAUCAUCCAAAACGGUCGUGACGUUGGUACAGAGGAUCCUCCAGAUCCUUAAAUCUCCCGGGGGACCUUUGGCGCCCCCUGACCCCGAUCAUGGAGAAAGGUCGGGGGUCUUUCAGUACUCUCCAGGUGCCUCGUGGGACUUCGGAGAACGCGUGAGUUUUCGAAGGCCCCCUUUGCGCCCUCCUCUCAUCAGGUCGUCCUCUGCAGAUUCCAAAAAGAAUCACCGAGGUCGAGCGGAAGCGACUUCCAGACUUUCACGUUCAAUAUCUUGCAGUCCAGUUCUUGGGCGCGGUUUGAGGCCGGCGUUUCCUAUCUACUCUGACGAAGAAGAAGAAGAAGAAGGAGGCAGUACUCCGAGAUCAAGAUCUCCUUCGCAGCAUCCGAAUAACAGCGAAAAGAAGUCAUCCCAAGUGUCCAAAACAGUGGGCGAGCAUCUAGCAAGAGCUCAGCCUUGGGUCCAGUCUCCAGAAGUUCCUGGAAAGUCUCGUCAGAAUCCCAAAACUUCCAGUGGGACCCCAAGAGACCAAGAAACAAUGGCUCAGGUCAUGGCAUCAGAGGGUGUCAACUUGUACUCCAAUCUGGAAUCACCUCUCAGUUCACCCGCGAGAUCUGACCCUUCCACACCCACUGGGUGUAGGUCGCCCACAGGGUACACGACAUCUGCCCACAAUUCACCCGAAGGCUCUCCUGUGCUCCGAAGGAAGAAGAGGGCCAAGAAGGUUCUGAGUUCUUGCGAGGAAGAAAAAGAAGAAGAAACAAUGACGGGAGAUAAAGUGGCGGAGGUCAGUGUUAAAGGAGGCAAAGGCCGAGUCCUUUGGCGUCCGAGCAGGAGCUUCGAAGCUGGGGCUUCAGAGAGGGCUGUGCCUCCGUGGGCGGAACCGGACGCCCAAGCGCCCCCUCCCCCAAGUAAUUUUUACGCCAGUGCUCCCAGCGCCACCAUGACCACCCACAUACCAGUGAGACCUACUAUGGGAAUGGCCACGGGAGUCCAGGCGGAUCCAAAUCCUACCCAUUUCAAUCGUCCCUCCCCAGGUGCCAGCCCCGUGCCCAUCAGGAAGUGCCUCUUCCGUAUGAAUGCCCCCACCAGGUCCCUCUCCAGCGAGUCUCUCCAUAAAACUUUACCCUGGGUGGCGAAAAGAAGCGAACCACCUCCUCCUCCGGCGGGAGAGGGGCAAGAGACGGAUCGCCUGUGCCCCAUGAUCAUGACAGGAGACUCUCGGUCGCGUCUGGACCAAAUGAGAGGCCGAGCGUCAACGAGGAGCGCGUCAUUACCUCGAGUGGGUGGCGGUGGUGGUGAGUCAGUCCCCUCUCAGACUGUAGCAGGUGGCGUCGGCAACUUACCUGCUGGGCGGGGAAUGCAGGAAGCCCCACCCCAGCCCCGACCUACCCAAUCUGAAACUGCAGGAGGGCGUGGUGCCAGUGAGCCCCAGAACGUGCCCCGCCCUCAGAGUCAUUCCCAGGCCGGUAUCAGAAGUUCUCCUCACAUUGGAGCUGACCCACCAGACCGCGCGGACGUCGGGCAGCACCCACCUGGGAGGAUGGUGAGCGCCAAGCCGACGGCCGAGGCUAAGGCCGCCGCUACUUCUGCCCUUCCCAGCCAGCAGCCUGAGCAAAGCUCUCCAACGCCAUGGCGCAAAAUGAGGCCGGCGGCGGCGCCCACGGAGUCAACGCCACCACCAGAAAAGAGUUCCCCUACACCGUGGAGGAAAAAUGUGAGGAGCCCAGAUACCGGUGCCAAAGCCGCCCCCUCAGUGCAAAAGCAGCAGGAAAGUACGAAGGAUAAUGUUAGUGCCGCGUCUGCCUCUGAAAGCGAUACCGCUGACGCAUCUUCAGCCUCGUCUGCAAAGACACAAGACGCCCCGUGGAGGAGAGCAACCUCCCAUCAAACCCUAUCAGCUGAGUCGAGUUCAAGUCAGUCCGUUUCCUCCGUAACGGAGAGCAAAUCAACGUCCUUCAAACAAACGCAGGUGAUUCAAACCUCCCACAUAUCCGUCGGCGUCAGCAGCGAGGAAGCGAGCAAAAUCACCGCGAGUACACAUGCAAGUGGUGCUCCUACCCCGCCUCCAACGCCUCCUUCGGUGCCGUCUGCCAAGGCCAGAGAACCCCGAACUCAGUCGCCCUCCUUCCACAGGCCUCGUCAUCCGGCUGCUAAACCGAGGUCCAUCUCCAUAGGGGACAUAGAGGCCCAGUACUUGACGCCUAUAGAAGACCAACGCCAUCGCAAAAUGCCGGCCGAAGGAGGAGAAAUUCUGGCUGCCACCGCCCCCGAAGAGGCGAAGCAGCCCGUCAAGAACGACGACGCCCUCUUUGACCCCUGGUGCGAUCCCAAACACCCCAGGGUCAUUAAUUUCCAGGACGUGAGCGCAGCCGCCUUUAAGAUAAAGAGCGGCAUCAUGAACACCCCUUGCACUCUUUCCCACAUGUCGACCUUCACAGAUAUGGAGAUCUACUUCAAGAAGGAGUUUAAUCAGUACACAGGCAGUUUCAAGGAGCGAGGCGCCCGGUACACCUUAUUGAUGCUGACGGAGGAACAGAGGAGAAAGGGCGUCAUAGCAGCCUCAGCCGGGAAUCACGCUCUUGCUCUCUCUUACCACGGCCAGGACCUCGGUAUUCCCGUCACUGUGGUGAUGCCUCUCGUGGCCCCCAUCAUGAAAGUGCAGGCCUGUAGGCAGUAUGGUGCCAACAUCAUCGUCAGAGGCAAGGACAUCGGGGAGUGUCGAGAAAUCGCCCUCAGGAUGUCGAAGGAGCAGGGACUCCUGUACAUUAACGGGUACGACCACCCCCACAUCCUAGCAGGACAGGGAACUAUGGGACUCGAGAUAGUGGAACAGGUGAAGGACAUCGACGCCGUCGUUAUUCCUGUAGGAGGCGGUGGUCUCAUCGCUGGUGUGGCCCUGGCUGUUAAGGCCCUCUACCCGCAUGUGAAAGUUAUUGGUGUGGAAUCUGAAAGGUGCGCCAGCUUCAGCGAGGCCAUGAAAGCUGGCCGACCCGUUUACGUGGCCGCUGAGACCACGCUGGCCGAUGGUCUGGCAGUUCCUCUGGUCGGGGUCAACGCUUUUGCAACUGCUUCCAAGUUAGUCGAUAAGGUUGUUCAAGUCCGCGAGGAGUGGAUCGCUAUCGCCAUCUUGCGGUUGGUGGAGUGCGAAAAGGCGGUGGUCGAAGGCGCAGGCGCAACGGCUUUGGCCGCCAUUUUGGCUGGAGAAUUACCUGAGCUCAAAGGAAAGAGAAUAGUAAUCCCCCUUUGCGGCGGUAACAUCGAUACCACAGUCCUAGGCCGAUGCUUGGAAAGAGGUCUGGCGGCAGAUGGGCGUCUAGUCAAGUUCACAGUCACAGUCAGCGACAGACCAGGAGGAAUCGCUGAACUCACCAGACUUCUGGCAAACUUGGGCGUUUCCAUCAAGGACAUGAUGCACGAGAGAGCUUGGAUUAAGAACGACAUCUUCAGCGUUGAGGUGAAGGUGUUAUGCGAGACCCGAGACAAGGAGCACGCGGAGGAGUUGCGAUCGACACUCCUCCAACGGUAUAGCAUCGUCCGGUUUGGCAAUAUGUCCCCUGCCUCCACAGCUAGCGGUCAACUGUAAAAAUAAAAAAACACGAAUAUUUAUAAAUUUCCUUCCGAUCUCUCUCUCGUCAUUAAUAUAAGAAUAAAGAUAUAAUCAAGAAGUGAUCCAAAGUGAAGGUGAUCGCAGAAACCAGAGACCACGAGCACUCCCUGGAACUUCGCACAGCCUUGGAGUCCCAGUACAGGAGGUUGCGGUUCGCCAACCCAGAUCACAUCCACGACGACUGCUGAAGGAGACAAAGGUGGACAAAGGUUACCAAAAACGUCCUUAGCAUUGUUAGCAGUCGCCUGGGGACACAAACUCUGUAGUAGUCCUUUAUUUUAUUAGCGGUUUAAUUUAUACGUUUUAAACUUGGUAAUUGCAAACGUGUACAUAUUUCUUAGUACUGCAGAUCCUUAAGUUCGUUUUUAUCGGAGAAGGACGCAAUAUAUUUAUUCCUAAAGUAGUUUUAUACAUAAAGAUGUCAGUACCUUAAAAUCUUAAGAACUGUUCACUGAAGUAUAGGUCUUUAUAAACUUGUAAAAAUAGACAGCUCUGAAUGUAAGAAUGUACAGGCAAAAUAUAUUAACGACAUGGCGGCACUUAAAAUCAUGAUGAUAUUAUAUUUUUAACUUGAUCAGAUGAAUGUUCGUGAAUAAAAUAUAUUUUUUGACUUAAAAUGGCGAUGUCUUUAAUAGAUUUUGCCAUCUGUAGGCCUAUAGUGUUUGACAGGGUCUACAGAUUACAUUACCGGAAGGGUUAUAAGUUUCCUUUAUACUUUAUGGAACUAAAGUGCUUUUAAUAUUCUCCUAAGAAUGUCGUAGCUAAAUGACGUACAUGUUCUCUAAGGGCUGGACCACUUGACGCAAUUUGUUAUUGGUUACGAUCUUUUGGGAAUAUUUAAAGUUGUUUUUAGUAAUCAUUUAAAUGAAUGUUUGUGUAGAAACCACUGCAGUCUGUCGUCAAGGGUUGCGUGUAAAAAGUCAGUAUUUUUGUGUAACAGUACUUAUCUCUUAUUUUACGAUGGAAGUUUUUAAUGGUAUAUUAGAGAAUGAAUAUCAAAUUAUGAUACGUUACAGCUCGUUUUCAUCAUGUAUGAAGAAUGUUAGAAAUAAACGAACCCUGCGAGAAUGUGCAAGUCAGGGAAACUUUUGUUUUUUCUCUAUCCAUUUUCGUUAUUGUCAAAGAAACAAUACCGAUUGUUCUUUCAAGGAAACUGUUCCGGCCAUGAAAGCUGUGUUAGGGCUGAAUGGGUGAACGUAGAAUAAAAAGAAAAAAUAAAUAAGGCCAUUUUUUUUAAAACGAAAUUCAGGGUGUUACGAUUAAGUUACUAAGCUUCAAAACAAGGCCUCUCAUAGGAAUUUACGAGACACAAUGUGUAAAUUGUUGUAGUUUUGAUUUUUUUUAGAAU
Messenger RNA from Macrobrachium nipponense, 4954 nucleotides. RefSeq lists its product as uncharacterized. Gene Ontology annotation, biological process: L-serine catabolic process; L-threonine catabolic process. Gene Ontology annotation, molecular function: threonine deaminase activity; L-serine ammonia-lyase activity. The transcript is spliced from 14 exons. Bases 535 to 3582 code for a protein of 1015 amino acids. NCBI's taxonomy places the organism in Eukaryota, Metazoa, Arthropoda, Malacostraca, Decapoda, Palaemonidae. The record is from RefSeq and is a predicted model, not a curated record.